UGAGACAGGUACCGCCGGUCGGGUAAUUAAACCUGUUAAAAUAGCGGCGGUGGGAGAAAAAUAAUACACUCAUCGAUCAUCACUACAAGCCGGUCGCUUGUUUGUUUUGGUUUUCCGGAAAACGUCGGGUACUGUACUCCGGUACCUAUACCGGUCACGUGCCGCUACUGUACAAAACGACGCUGAAUUUUGAAACGGCCGUCAGUCGAGCGCUGAAACUUCGGAAGCAAACGAAAACAAAAACAUUCGAAAAAGUUUUACCAAUCGGUCGGUCCAAUUUUUUUUUGUUUUGCUUGUGGUUCGUUUCGGCAAACAACAUGGUUUUUGACAAGGAGCACAGACAAAUAAUUGCGGGCGAAGUUUAUAAAACUCAUUCCGACGACCGCCUAGAAAAUGAAGAGGCAAAAAAGUCCUUCGCCUAUACGAACCCGUCGUUUUCCCUGUCGACCGACUCUUUAAAAGGAACAGCUAGCUCCGAAUUCCAAGGCAGCAGUGACUUUAUUUUAAUCAACGAGACGAAGAAACCGCGCACCUUUGGCGAUAAAGUUAAAGCAAUACUGCCGGACAUAAAGCAAAAGAUGGCGAAAAAAUGUACGCGAAAAACGAUAUACAAACGCUUUCCCAUUCUAAACUGGCUGCCGCAAUACGAUCGCCACUGCGCGGUGGGUGACUUAAUAGCAGGAAUAUCGGUCGGUCUGACCGUAAUCCCCCAAGGCCUGGCCUAUUCUAGUAUAGCAGGCUUGCCAACCCAAUACGGAUUGUACGCUUCGUUUCUGGGAUGCUUCGUCUAUAUUGUAUUCGGAAGCUGCAAAGACGUACCGGUAGGGCCCACAGCCAUAUCGGCCCUUUUGACAUUUCAAGCAACGAGCGGCAAGGGGGCUGAAUACGCCAUUUUGCUAUGUUUUUUAACCGGGUUGGUGCAGCUCGUCAUGGGAUUUUUUGGUUUAGGAUUCUUGUUGGACUUUGUCUCCGGUCCGGUGUCUUCCGGAUUUACAUCUGCGGUUGCCCUGAUCAUAUUAUCAUCGCAAAUGAAAGAUCUGUUGGGUAUAAACGUCUCAGGCUCGGUAUUCACGGAUAUAUGGAGAAAUAUUUUUAAGGACAUCCAUAACAUCAGUCCCUGGGACACUACCCUUGGGGUCGCCUGUAUCGUGGUACUGCUUAUCAUGCGGGUUAUCGGUAAAAUAAAAGUCGGCCAGACUAAGGAAAUGGAAGCGAAAUGUCCGAAAGUGCAACAAUUCAUCAACAAAUUCCUUUGGGUGUUUUCUACAGCCAGAAACGCCAUUAUCGUUAUCGUUUCCGGUUUUAUAAGCUAUUCUUUCAGCUUAAACGGUGAAACCCCAUUCAAAUUAAUAGGUUACGUACCCCCUGGCCUACCCAAAGUCAGAGUACCCCCUUUCGGUGUAACGCAAGUGGUUAACGCGACUGAGGUUUCCGUGUCGUUUAUUGACAUGGCCACUGAACUGGGAACGGGAGUCUUCGUCUUAGCUUUGAUUGGACUCUUGGAAACCAUCUCGAUAUGCAAGGCUUUCUCUGAUGGCAAACCUGUGGACGCUACUCAAGAACUGAUAGCGAUCGGAUUAUCCAACGUGGCGAAUUCGUUCGUUCAAGCGUUCCCGGGGGCCGGGGCAUUGGCGAGGAGUGCCGUAAACAAUGCCAGUGGCGUGCGAACUCCCCUGGGCGGCCUCUACACCGGAUUGAUCGUUAUAUUAUCUCUCCUGUUUUUCACACCAUACUUUUACUACAUUCCCAAGAGCGCUUUGGCUGCCAUCAUCAUAGCGGCCGUUAUUUUUAUGGUGGAAGUGAAGGUCGUGAAGCCCAUGUGGAGAUCGAAAAAGAGCGAUUUGCUACUGGGCCUUGUCACUUUUAUCGCGUGCCUGGUUUUGCCUUUAGAAAUUGGAAUUUUGGUUGGGAUAGGUCUAAACCUGCUUUUCAUACUUUACCACGCCGCCAGACCAAAAAUCUCAAUCGACAAGCUCACCACACACGAGGGUACCGAAUACCUCAUGCUGACUCCCGAUCGAUGCCUAAUUUUCCCAUCAACAGAUUACGUAAGAAACCUGGUGACCAAGCAUUCUAUUCGUCAGGGAAUCCCCGUAGUGAUAGACUGUUCUCAUAUCUACGGUGCAGAUUACACGGCAGCGAAAGUGGUGGAGACAUUGACUACGGACUUUGCUGCUCGAAAACAACCGCUCUUUUUCUACAAUCUGAAGCCAUCGGUCAGCGCGGUAUUUGAAGGGGUAUCGCCCAAGGACUUCAAAGUGUUCUACAGUACGCAGCAAAUCGAAGAGUUGCUGAAAACCGACUCUACGAACCCAGGUACGGAUUCUAAAACGGCGGACAUCGUAUGAUCUCUUGAAAAAUAUUAGUGCUGAGAUCAGAGCCUCUAUAUAUACAUAGUUCCUAAAGCCACCGAGUGUAUAGAAGAUACCGUUCAACAUUCUAUCUCAAAAAAUGUUUAGUGAAAUUCGUCUAUUGAGUUUGUUAUAAGCGACGAUGAUCAAAGGAAAAAAAAAGAUGUCUUGCCAUCAAGUACCUAGCGAUGAUGACCUUAGUGUUUAGAUUAUUUUUUUAUUUAUUUAUAUAAGUUUUAUGUACCUAAUUGUAUAUUGUAAAUAUUUCUCUAUAAAGUUUGUAACGUAAUAUGAACACUGUGAUACUAAUAAAACCCAAAUUUUAUCGUU
Messenger RNA from Cylas formicarius (sweet potato weevil), 2681 nucleotides. Its product is annotated as sodium-independent sulfate anion transporter-like. Bases 318 to 2348 code for a protein of 676 amino acids. The record is from RefSeq and is a predicted model, not a curated record. Gene Ontology annotation, cellular component: membrane. NCBI's taxonomy places the organism in Eukaryota, Metazoa, Arthropoda, Insecta, Coleoptera, Brentidae. The transcript has 10 exons. Gene Ontology annotation, molecular function: sulfate transmembrane transporter activity. Gene Ontology annotation, biological process: transmembrane transport.